Molecule: messenger RNA, 1467 nt
Organism: Penicillium argentinense
Lineage: Eukaryota; Fungi; Ascomycota; Eurotiomycetes; Eurotiales; Aspergillaceae
Product: putative hexose transporter
Exons: 4
Coding region: 1-1467 (488 amino acids)
Biological process (GO): carbohydrate transport; transmembrane transport
Cellular component (GO): membrane
Molecular function (GO): carbohydrate:proton symporter activity
Source: RefSeq, a predicted model, not a curated record
AUGCGGUCGUUGUACUUUUACAUCGUGGUUUUGAUCGUGACAAACACGGCAAACGGAUUCGAUAACUCUAUGAUGAAUGGCCUACAAACACUAUCCUAUUGGCAGGAUUACUUCAAUCAUCCGCGGGGACCCACAUUGGGGCUGUUCAACUGUGUCAUGAGUGCUGGUGCACUUACUGGACUGGUUAUUUUACCUUUCAUGCUGGACCAUUUUGGCAGGAAGAUCUGUUUAGUUUUUGGGUCCCUCUUUAUGCUUUUGGGCGUGGCGUUGCAAUCCGGGUCCAUCAACUUCUCGAUGUUCGUGGGCGCUCGGUACAUCUUAGGAUUUGGCGAUAUCAUUGUAAUUUGCACGGCUCCUUUGCUCAUCACAGAGAUUGCUCCCGCGCAGGAUAGGGCAAUCUUGGUAACAAUCGCUGGUGCGACAUAUCACUCAGGUGCAUUCAUUGCUGCUUGGACGACAUAUGGCACUCUGAAGAUCAAGAACGAAUGGUCUUGGCGGGCACCAAGUCUGAUACAGGGCGUUUUUACUCUGUUGAUGCUUGCAGUCGUUUGGUGGAUCCCUGAAAGCCCACGAUACUAUGUUUCGAAGGACCUGCCAGAGAAAGGCCUCCAAGUUCUGGCCUACUAUCAUGCAGAAGGCGAUGAAUUGGAUGAAGUGGUGCAACUUGAAUUUACCGAAAUCACUACUGCCAUUGCAAUGGAGAAGAAUGCAGAGCACUCUAGCUCCAUUUUGGACUUCCUGCGAACCCGUGGGAAUCGCAAGCGACUUCUGAUUAUCGUUUCAUUCGGACUUUUUUCACAGUGGUCAGGAAAUGGACUGGUGUCCUACUACCUGAAUCUCAUCAUGGACAGCAUUGGCAUUACCGACGCCAACGAGCAAUUGUUGAUCAAUGGUGCCUUGACUUCUUUCAGCCUGGUGACGAAUCUAUUCUUUAGUUUCUUCGUUGAUAGAUGGGGUCGUCGACCGAUCAUGCUGAUCAGCUCCGCAGGAAUGUUAGUCGCGUUUGUGGUAUGGACUGCCUUGUCGGCGCAGUAUGAUGCACAUGCCAGCUCUAGUCUCGGAUCUGGGGUUUUGGGGAUGAUAUUCAUCUACUACUUGUUCUAUAAUCUGAAGUCAGGCUUAAUUGCCAGCUAUACAACGGAGAUCUUGCCGUAUACGAUGCGCGCCAAGGGCUACACGAUUAUGGAGUUUGCGAUGUACAUCGCCUUGUUUUUCAACCAAUAUGUGAACCCUAUUGCCCUUGAAAACAUUCAUUGGCGCUACUAUAUAUUCUACUGCUGCUUCUUGGCCGUGGAGGUGAUUGUCAUCUGGGCCGUGUAUGUGGAAACUCGAUAUGUCCCGCUAGAGGAGAUCACGCGACUGUUUGACGGAGAUGAUGUCGCGGCAGCCACGAAUGUGGAGAUGGAGAAAGUCCAGGAAUCUGGCAAAGGGCUCACUACAGCAGUUCACAUCGAGAGGGCAGCAUAG